AUGUCGAAUUUAAUGUACGAAGUUGGUCGCAUAGGUGGUGCUGCUGCAGAUUAUCAUGCUAGGGACAGAUCUGGUUUCAAUGGUGAUCAAAUAAACAAUUAUUAUGGUGUGAGCCCGAGGCUAGUAGGUGCAGAGAAUCCGAGCGGUCGGCUGGCUGGCAGUGGCCAGGCGCUGCGCGUGGUGCCGCGGGUGCGGCAGCACGUGUGUUUGCUGGUCACAUGGCCCCACGCUGCUCUGGCAGGGGCCAUAGAACACUUCACCUGCAUUAUAAAAGUGCUGUUCACUUUAUUGUAUACUCAAGCCUUGGCAGCACUGUCUGUUAAAUGCAGUGCUGAAGACAGGAUGGCAUGGAAAGAGUCAGGAGCUCUCAAAAAGAAUACAUCCAGUGGAGAAAAAUCUUGGGAAGUAUUGCUGGGCCACGUGAUUAGUGAGCUGUCUAAGGGGAAGAUAUAUGAAGAAGGAGAGACGGAAGAAUUAACAGUGGUGAAUCCUGAUUCUGUAGAGCGCUAUCUGCAGCAGUUCUGCCUGCCUUUCCUCAGGAUCACAAGCCUUCUGCAACACCAUCUUUUUGGAGGGGAUUUACCUAGUUGCCAGGAGGAUGAAGAAUUCACAGUUCUUGCAAGCUGCCUGGGUCUGUUACCAUCUUUUCAGCCGGCUCAUCAGUUCACCAGUGCCUCUUGUCUCGAUUGGCCAGUGCCAGCGUUUGACAUGAUAUCCCAGUGGUGCUCAGAAUUGGCUUCAUUUGCAGAUAGUCAUCCAGAUCAAGUAAAGGCUUUGCUUAUCCAGGAACCUAAGUGGGACUUGCCACGCCUCCUUCAGUUGCCUGAGAAUUAUAAUACCAUUUUUCAGUAUUACCACAGAAAGACUUGUACUGUUUGUACCAAGGUUCCUAAAGAUCCUGCUGUUUGUCUAGUUUGUGGUACUUUUGUGUGCUUGAAAGGACUAUGCUGCAAACAACAGAGUUACUGUGAAUGUGUACUGCAUUCUCAAAACUGUGGAGCUGGGACAGGAAUAUUUCUUUUGAUUAAUGCGUCUGUAAUCAUCAUCAUACGAGGCCAUCGUUUCUGCCUUUGGGGUUCUGUUUAUCUGGAUGCACAUGGUGAAGAAGACAGAGAUCUUAGGCGUGGUAAACCUCUCUACAUAUGCAAGGAAAGAUACAAAGUGCUGGAGCAGCAGUGGGUGUCUCAUACUUUUGAUCAUAUCAAUAAAAGAUGGGGGCCACAUUAUAAUGGCUUGUAAAUCAUCAGCAUCAUCUACGCACCGAAUCAUUGCUGUUCCCAUGAAUGAAUGCAUCUGGACUGACAAUAGCUUUAAUUGAAUGGGAGUUUAGCUCUUUGGCUCAGGGUGGAGUGGGGGCAUAAAAGGGAAACGAAACUUUGUCAACAUGCGAAAUUUUUGCAAAAUUACCUGAUGUUGCUACUAAAUGACGAUACAAUAAUUUGAAAUUAAAUCCUCAAAACAGUGUGAGCAAUCUGAUUGCACUCAGUAGUCCAUUUUUCAACUGUUCUUUAAAGCCCAUUAUUGUUAAGAAGCACAAAUUUUACUUGUGAUUGUUUAGAGGCUCCAGGGAUAGUAGUCAGGUUUUUAUUUUUCUCUGCAUGGAGUUAAAUUUUUAGCAAUUUUUGCUGAAACAGUGUAUAUGUCUACUACAUCUACUAAAUAUGUUGGAU
This is a messenger RNA of Apaloderma vittatum (bar-tailed trogon), 1670 nucleotides long. RefSeq names its product E3 ubiquitin-protein ligase UBR3-like. The transcript has 9 exons. Gene Ontology annotation, biological process: ubiquitin-dependent protein catabolic process via the N-end rule pathway; protein ubiquitination. The record is from RefSeq and is a predicted model, not a curated record. NCBI's taxonomy places the organism in Eukaryota, Metazoa, Chordata, Aves, Trogoniformes, Trogonidae. Gene Ontology annotation, molecular function: ubiquitin protein ligase activity. Gene Ontology annotation, cellular component: ubiquitin ligase complex; cytoplasm. Bases 1 to 1239 code for a protein of 412 amino acids.